Molecule: messenger RNA, 1078 nt
Organism: Hibiscus syriacus
Lineage: Eukaryota; Viridiplantae; Streptophyta; Magnoliopsida; Malvales; Malvaceae
Product: probable ribosomal protein S11, mitochondrial
Exons: 2
Coding region: 95-826 (243 amino acids)
Biological process (GO): ribosomal small subunit assembly; maturation of SSU-rRNA from tricistronic rRNA transcript (SSU-rRNA, 5.8S rRNA, LSU-rRNA); translation
Cellular component (GO): mitochondrial small ribosomal subunit; ribosome
Molecular function (GO): structural constituent of ribosome; mRNA 5'-UTR binding; small ribosomal subunit rRNA binding
Source: RefSeq, a predicted model, not a curated record
UAUUCUAUGUUUCUUGAUUAUUAUUGUACAGAUCGAAGUUUUAAUUUUAACCGAGCAAAGUCUGAAACCUAAGGGAAAAACCCGUCUAAGAAAAAUGCACCUUUUCUCUUCAGUUCGACAAGCUCGCCUUUUCUCUUCUUCACCUUUGCUUCAACGCUUUACCAGCUUCAGAUGGGUCUCUCAAUCUUCCUCCGACCGCUCUAGUUUUCUUGGUUGUUUAAAGAGUUACAGUGCUGGUGCACAAUUUCCUGGGAAUGAUGGAAAUCCGGAGAAGAGUUUUGGUCAACAAACAGAGAAGGAGAAUAUCUCUGCUACGUAUACUUCGUCUUUCCGGAAUAAUAUUCGUCCUUUAGGUCAGGCAGACUUCAGGUCGGGUGGGAAUCGCAGGUCCAUGGAUUUUGUGAGGGAAGUUAUAGAUGGAGAUACAAGGGCAAACUAUAGGGGCUCACAAUUUUGGUCAGACAAUGUUGUGCAGAACGAACAUUUUGCACACAUAAAGCUGAUGCGCAACAAUACGUUUGUCACUGUGACAGAUUCCAAUGGGAAUAAAAAAUGUGGAGCCUCGGCUGGAGUUCCCGGACUUUUAGGAGCCUCGAAAGUGUCCAAGUAUGCUGCCGAAGCAGUGGCGGAAUAUGCAGGACGGAAGGCGAGGAGAAUGGGGAUUAAGUCGGUUGUGGUAAGAGUGAAAGGCUUUACCCAUUUUAAGAGGAAAAAACAAGCGAUACUUAGUUUUCGUGAGGGCUUUAAGAAUCCUAUUGUCUAUAUCGAGGACGUCACACGUCAUCCACAUAAUGGAUGCCGGCUUCCGAAGAAGAGACGAAUUUAACUUCUUCGCUUUCUUUAUCUUGAAGGCUUGAUAGAGAUUGUGAAAGUAUGUUGGUUGCUGUUUCCAUGGUACUCCUUUAUGUAAAACUCCAACUCUUUCGUGUUUUUCGAUUUUCGUUUCCUUCUUUAGUUCUCCAUAAAUUUUCUGGUGUGUCUGAUAGACUGUUUUAUUUGUUAUCCGAUUCUGAUGUAGAAGCUGUUGAGAUGAUAUGUCUUGCUUUAUAUCAUACCAAAUGGUUAGUUUUUCUUCAUA